This is a messenger RNA of Physella acuta, 1737 nucleotides long. RefSeq names its product peflin. The record is from RefSeq and is a predicted model, not a curated record. Gene Ontology annotation, molecular function: calcium ion binding. Lineage: Eukaryota; Metazoa; Mollusca; Gastropoda; Physidae.
UUUUACCAUAUUUCUAUAACAAACAAAUAGGCCCAACUCGGCCUAGAACAGAAAUCUAAUUUUAGUAAAGGAUCGGUUGUCUGUUCUAUUCUUAAUUCUAGUUGAUCUAGAUUAGAUUAGACCUAUUUCACUACAGUGUAAAUGGCUUACCCGGGACAGUAUGGAUAUGGAGGACAGCCAGGUGGUUACCCUGGUGGUGCCCCAGGAUAUGGGGGGGCACCUGGGUAUGGAGCACCACAGCAUGGGUAUCCUGGCCAACAGCCCUAUCAAGGAGGGCCUCCAGGUAAAACUUAUGGUCAAGCUCCAACGAUUGACCCACAAGUCCAGCAAUGGUUUAUGUCUGUGGAUGGUGACAGGUCAGGCAGAAUAACAGCUUUAGAGCUGCAGCGAGCACUAGUCAACACAAACUGGACACAGUUUAACGAGGAAACCUGCCGGCUAAUGAUUGGUAUGUUUGACAAAGACUUUAGUGGCACCAUUGACUUGUACGAGUUUCAAGCACUUUGGCAUUACAUUCAACAGUGGAAGGCUACCUUUGAUCGUUUCGACUCCAAUAAAUCUGGUUCUAUUGAGGGACAUGAGCUCCAACAGGCCUUUCAGCUGAUGGGGUACAAUGUAUCACCACAGUUUGUCCAGACUGUGGUCAUCAAGUUUGACCAUUAUGGACGUCGUAGCUUGACCUUAGAUAACUUCAUACAGUCUUGCGUGAUGCUCAAGUCACUGACUGACGCUUUCAAGCAGCGGGACCACAUGAUGGCGGGGCAGGUGAGGAUGUCCUACGAGGAGUUCAUGCAGCUGGCUGUCUUGUAUAAGCCCUAAAAGUUCUCUCAUCCACUGUGUUAUACAACAUACUGUUGACAUUUUUUUCUAAGUCCUAAUUUUUUUAUUAUAUACAACUUUGUUGUUUGUAUUUGAUUGUAGACUUUUAAAAAAAUUAUAUUUGCAUAGCACUGAGUUGUUUUAUUUAAAAUUGUUAGCCAGUUAAAAUGUUAAUGCAUGUUGUGGAUAUUUUAGUCAUACCUAAAUGGUGGCUAGUCAAGGUAAUCCUAACAAAGGCUAUAAGACUCCUGUAGACUUAUGUAGGUAACUUUCCUUCACCUGCCCUCAUGGACUGACAAGUUCAGAAAAGGGAACUUUACCUUUUUUAAGUUCAGUUAUUUUUUGCUGAUACCUUAUAUAGAUUCUGAUAGAAUAACACUUAGGUAAGGAGCACAGAGUGCCCUUCUGACUAAUAAAGAAAACCCAACAAAGCUUAUACCUGUAAUGUUAAGUAUACACCAACAUCAGUUAUAAUUAUGUGAUCAACUGUGAUGGGCCAGUGAGAUUUGAUAAAUUUAAGAGCCGUCUGAAAGCACAUUUUUUAUCUUCUUAUAUCACCCAAUUGUAUGAACUGUAUUUAUUAAAGGUGGCAUUAAAUGUAUGCUUAUCAGUAUAAUUAUGUAAAUUUUUUAAGUUUAUAGGUAAAUAUUGUCAAAUGACUUAAUAUUGGAUUAAAGUUCCACUUUUAAUGAGAAACAUGAUAUAUCACCAUACAACUUCUUUGUUGCCUAAGAUUUUGCCUUAAUUUGGUUGGUUCAUCUAGAAACAAGUUCACACAAGCUGUUUAUUACUUCAGAAAAUGUUUUCUCAUUGUUCUGCAACAUGUUUUGGAAAAAUGUGUAUUCCCUCUUUUGUUGUAAAAAACAAUUUUAGUAAAAACAUUUAAUUACUCAAACAUUAAAUUUAUUUAUAAAAUUG